Messenger RNA from Cercospora beticola, 888 nucleotides. Its product is annotated as succinate:quinone oxidoreductase subunit C. Gene Ontology annotation, biological process: tricarboxylic acid cycle; mitochondrial electron transport, succinate to ubiquinone. The record is from RefSeq and is a predicted model, not a curated record. Gene Ontology annotation, cellular component: membrane. Gene Ontology annotation, molecular function: oxidoreductase activity, acting on the CH-CH group of donors; electron transfer activity. NCBI's taxonomy places the organism in Eukaryota, Fungi, Ascomycota, Dothideomycetes, Mycosphaerellales, Mycosphaerellaceae.
GAAAGAGAAGCAGCAGAGCAGAAUUUCGCGGAAUAGUGUGUUCCGGCAGCACCCGCGUCUGCGCCGUCACGCCGAGGGAGAGAGCAUAUUCCCGACGAAUCACAUGCAGUGCAUUUGCCGGGCAGUUGACCAGGUCGACAUCACGACUUUCACUCGCGCGAUACUGUUGACGCAGCACAGCACUUCCACCAGCGCUGCCGGAGAACGCAAUCAUGCUGGCUCAGAGAAUCGCGCAGAACUCGCUGCGGCGGCUCGCCGCGCAGCCCAAUGCCCUCCGUUUCGCAGCCCCAGCAGCAGUCGCAAUGGGCAUGCACACGAGCCAGAAGAGACUCUCCGCAGCCCCCGCGCAACCCAUCUCCGACCACGAAGCUCGCAACUCAAUCCUCGCCAAACAACGCCUAAACCGCCCCGUAGCACCUCACCUCGCCAUCUACCGCCCACAAAUAACCUGGUACCUCUCCGCCCUGAACCGCAUCACAGGCGUAGCAGUCUCCGGAGCCUUCUACGCCUACGGAAUGCUCUACCUCGCAGCGCCAUACCUCGGCUGGCACGUCGAGACCGCCGUUCUCGCGGCCUCAUUCGCCGCAUGGCCGGUUCUGCUGCAAGUCGCUGCGAAGUUCACCGUCGCGUGGCCGUUUGUGUUCCACUGCUUCAAUGGUGUGAGACAUUUGGUUUGGGAUACGGCGAGCAUGAUUACGAAUAGCAAGGUGAAGCAGACUGGAUGGUUUGUGUUGGGUUUGUCUACGCUGAGCUCUUUGGCGCUGGCUUUCAUUUGAGUGAGAGACUUGUAGCUGUGGACAUGUAUAAACACAAAGAAUCCAGUCAGUCAGAGCAAGCAAUAGAAUACCCGUAUAUGCCAGACUUCUUUUGUACGUGCAACUUGUUUAC